AUGAAUUCAAAUCCUUCCUCUGCUACAAUCACUCCAGCUCGAACCAAGAGAAUCAUUAUUCAACACAAUAGUCAUGGAACCACUCUCCCAUCAAAUCAGCAACUUGAUUAUAGCAGCUCUGGCUUAUCCGGCACUGAUGAAGAUGAGAUUUUCUUUGACUCGGAGAGUUAUUUGAGUGGAGAUCAUGCCGGAAUUGAUAGAAACUCAACUGUGUUGAGAGGUGGCAGAAGGUUGAAGAAUAAUUUGCAUUCUUCGAAUCUCAAUGUUGGAAGCGAAACAAUCAGUGGUACCACUUCUGGCAACACAUCCGAUAACAUUCCGAUCACCAGUAAUACAGGAAAUGACAUUGAAUCAAUGUCCUCAGCACAUUAUUCAUAUCCCCCCAUGUCUACUGGUACGAAUGUAAUGGGGGCUACCACUCACAUCGGUGUUUCUAAUGAAUUAAACAGGAAAAAGAAACUACGUAAAAAGAGUUUGCAAUAUCAACAAGAUCAAUUCCUCAAGUCCAGCUUUAAAGAAUUCAAAGACUCGCAUGGCUUUUAUGGAGGCGUUCUUACGGAAGAAGAUUAUAAGAAUUUAUUUGUCAUUCCGCAUGAAGAAAUUUUCACAACAGAGCACUUUAGGACUGUGAUUGAGCCUGCAUUGAGGGAAUAUGAAGAUGCACAAUCACGACAACGUCAACAGAAACACCAUAAAACAUACAAAGAGAUGACUGUGAAAGAAAGAUAUCACAAACUAGUUGACAAACAAGCUAGAGAGGCUCUACAAAGACAAUACGAUGUAGAAUUCAUUUCACUUUUAGAAGACAUUUUAAUUCCGUUCAUUAAUCAAAGAAAAGUGGAGUCGAAUAUCGAUAUCGAAGAAGAACAAGAACCUGAAAAGAACAAGGAAAUGCUCAUGGAGAGACUGAAAGGCAAUUUUAUGGUUUUGUCCUUAGCUGAUAAUCAUAGACGUUUUCUUGCACAUGCUGUUUGCCAAUUUUAUGGAUUGAAAUCAUUCUCCACUGAUUUUGAUUCACAAAGAGUGACAGUAAUUUCUAAAAGAAGACAUUUGGUCGAAACAGACCAAUAUCCACUCUAUGAAACAAAGAAAGAUUUACUCUCCACCUAUUUGGCUCAAUUCAAGCCAGAAAAACCAUCCUAUAUGAUCGGCAAUGAUUUAUUCAAAUAUGAAUGCAAUGAAAUUACCGUACUGGACAAGAAAUCAUUUGUAAAGCACUACAGAAAGAAGAAAAAGCACCACGAAUAA
This is a messenger RNA of Naegleria fowleri, 1248 nucleotides long. RefSeq lists its product as uncharacterized. Gene Ontology annotation, molecular function: nucleic acid binding. Bases 1 to 1248 code for a protein of 415 amino acids. NCBI's taxonomy places the organism in Eukaryota, Heterolobosea, Eutetramitea, Acrasida, Naegleriidae. The record is from RefSeq and is a predicted model, not a curated record. The transcript has a single exon.